Messenger RNA from Aspergillus nidulans FGSC A4, 609 nucleotides. RefSeq lists its product as uncharacterized. Lineage: Eukaryota; Fungi; Ascomycota; Eurotiomycetes; Eurotiales; Aspergillaceae. The coding region runs from base 1 to 609 and encodes 202 amino acids. The transcript has 2 exons. The record is from RefSeq and is a predicted model, not a curated record.
AUGAGUUUCACCAUCGUCAACGGUCAAAUCUACACCCCCGGCCUGGCAAUAAUUGAUGCGCCGCAGCCGUAUACACCACUUGGUGGAGAACGCAACUUGACCAUCUCAAACGGGACCAACCCAUCGGAUCCAGAGUCAGGUUACGUUGGACCAGUCCUCGACCUUGGACCAGGAUCGACAGUCAAACACGUCAACUGGGUUUGGCCGAGGUGUUUUGUCGGCUCUGGAGAUGGAGACGAGGAUGAAGAUGACGGGGACUGGAGAGGGGAGUGGAAUGUCACUCUGCAUCAAGCGUUUCUAUGGGAAGGAGAAGAGUACUAUACCAUUUUUGAGCUGCCCAUUUCGGUGACAAAUGGGAUUCAAGAGGACAGGACGAGGGUGGCGUGUGAGGACUUGGAGAAUGCGUUUGAGAAGGAGAGUCUGGGGGUGGAUGGCGGACUGACAGCCGGGGAGCCUUGGGAUGUGGAGGAUGGAAUUGACAAUAACAGUGAGAAAGAGAAUGAAAAUGGAGACGGGACAAAUGCAGCAGUUGGAUUGAGGGCAGGGGGCGGACUACAGUUCUGGGGUAGAGCGGCUCUGCUUGCCCUGGUGGUUGGGAUGGUGUUGUAG